GUCAGUUAGAUGUCCCCACCGGGCUUCCGUAUCAGUGGAUUCAAUGAAGAUGCAAACCUGAAUACGAAUAGAAUCAAGUUUGUAAUAAAUAGUAUGGAGAGAGAACGCGACUUUAGGAAAGAUAAAAAAUGUUCGUAAGAGAUCUCUGUGGUAUUGUUUGCAUUAUUGUAACUUAUAUUGCCGUAUUUUAUGCCGAUUACGUCGUCGUACGAUGGAUUGUUCUACAUACAAUGCAAGACAGCUUGUGGGGUCCCUUUCAUGUGGUUACAUUCAAUACGGUUGUCCUACUGCUCGUGAUGUCCCAUUUGAAAGCAGUGUGCAGUGAUCCUGGAGUAGUACCUUUACCCCAAACAAGAAUGGAUUUUUCCGAUAUCCAUACGGGAGGAAACAGGGAUGAUUUUGAUGAGAGAGAUGAUUGGACAGUAUGCACUCGGUGCGAGACAUACAGACCGCCAAGAGCCCAUCAUUGCAGGAUAUGUAAACGAUGUAUUAGGAGAAUGGAUCAUCAUUGCCCAUGGAUAAAUAACUGCGUUGGAGAACGUAAUCAGAAAUAUUUUAUACAAUUUCUGGUGUACGUUGGAAUAUUAGCGUUUUAUGCUAUAACGUUGGUCAUCCUUUCAUGGGUCUCUGAUUGUUCUGAGUGUAGUAACGACGUAGCAAUAAAACAAAGCCGAAUUUUGCACUGUGUAAUACUAGUGUUGGAAUCAGCCUUGUUUGGAAUGUUUGUGGUAGCAAUUCUCGUGGACCAGUUUCAAGCUAUUUUGGGUGACGAAACAGCCAUAGAACGAAUUCAAGGCCACAACCAUCAUCACAACAAAACAACUCCGCGUACUUUAACUCUUCUCGCUCAAGUGUGUGGGAAAAGUCAUCCUGCGUUAUGGUUACUUCCAUGUCACAAUCCUCCUCGCUAUUCAUGCCGUAAAGAUGCCCAUUUAAUUGAUCAUCAAGUCUAAGUUUAAUAUAAAUGACAGCAUGUUAAAAAUGUUCUGGUAGCAAUUUUGUUGAAAGCAAUGAACCAAUGGAACAGUACAUGCGCAUCAAAAUAAAAUAAUGCUUUCACAAGGUAUUACCAAAUUUGUUGAUAGUAAGUGAUGUGGCAGAUGAAUCGUGAUUUAUUGAACAGCAUGUGAUUUCUCGUAAGUCUCAUGAAUUUGAUUUUUGCUUACCUGAAAAUCUGUGCAGACUACGUGUGCUGAGAAAUAAAUUCUUUGCAAAAUGAUGUAUAUGAUAAAAGCCACGGGACCCCAAUAAUGUUUGCUCCCUGGUGGAUCUGUAAACUGGCAAAUACUAUUUUCUCUGAUUGAUUCUGUACUUAACGCCAGAUAUUCGUUUUUUGAAAUCUGCCUAUGUAUACGUGAUAAUCAGUCCAGAUACUUUUCAAAACCAAGAUGGUUAAUAACUGUUGAAGCAGCGUAAUGACCGAUUUCGUGGUCGGGCAUGACUGUUUUUUAUGCAGAAGAAUAUCGAUUUUGUGCUUGUAUGAAAAUGGAUUAUUCUUGAGGCGGGUCACUGUAAGGAGGCUAAUUACUUUUGCUUGCUUAAGUAUCAACCGAUAUUAGUAGGAUAGAGAUCAUAAAUUAUUAUUUAUCUAUUAACGAUUCGAAAAAUCGUGUAUCAGUUCGGUGUAAAAAAUCAUCGGACAAAAUAUAAUUAAUGUAGUAGCAUAUCAAACUGGAAAGUUCAGAACAGUUGAAUACAUUCUGAUUUAAAAUAUUACGUACCAAGUACAAAGAUGAUUUUUGUAUCUGUUAUUUCUCAGUAAUCAGAUUUUUUUCAGUUAAUUCAACUUUUCGUUGCUGCAAUCUAGUCACUUUUUGCAGGAAGACGAAGAUUUUAUCAGUUUUGUUACAAUAUAGAUUUUUUUAUUGUCCCUAUAGCAAUAUGAAUAAAGUGAUAAAUAGCUAUGUCCAGAUAAACAGACUAUAUUUUUGGUAAUCAGCCAAAUUUGUUAACUAUCUAUUCCUUCACGAAUUAGUUAAUUAUUCCGAAGUAAACCAAUUUAAUUAUACAAUAUUUUCGUUGAAUGUAUAAAAUAUUGAACUGAUGAUUACUAACCGCACAUUUAUACAAUAUAUAUUUUAUUCCCUAACUUAAAAUCCAAGCCGAAAGUGGUUUAUCAUUCCAGUAAUCAUGAAUAAUGUAUGUAUAUUGUAAUCCUACAACAUUCUUAAAUUAAGAAUUGCACGUAUAAUGAAAUAAACAUGAUGGACUUAA
Messenger RNA from Athalia rosae (coleseed sawfly), 2214 nucleotides. RefSeq names its product palmitoyltransferase ZDHHC3-A (gene Dnz1). Gene Ontology annotation, molecular function: protein-cysteine S-palmitoyltransferase activity. Gene Ontology annotation, cellular component: endoplasmic reticulum; Golgi apparatus. The record is from RefSeq and is a predicted model, not a curated record. The transcript has 4 exons. NCBI's taxonomy places the organism in Eukaryota, Metazoa, Arthropoda, Insecta, Hymenoptera, Athaliidae. Gene Ontology annotation, biological process: protein targeting to membrane; peptidyl-L-cysteine S-palmitoylation. The coding region runs from base 129 to 953 and encodes 274 amino acids.